Nasonia vitripennis (jewel wasp) is the source of this 722-nucleotide messenger RNA. RefSeq lists its product as uncharacterized. The record is from RefSeq and is a predicted model, not a curated record. NCBI's taxonomy places the organism in Eukaryota, Metazoa, Arthropoda, Insecta, Hymenoptera, Pteromalidae. The transcript is spliced from 3 exons. Bases 1 to 285 code for a protein of 94 amino acids.
AUGGCGACCUUGCUAACCUCUCUCUCAGGUAACAGUUGGUCGGAACUUGAAUGCCACACAACUGAUGCAUUGCUCAAGCAAACUGCAUAUUAUGUUCAUAAACUGAAGCCGUACAUUACCGAGAUUAAAUUAAAGAAUAACUUUGAGCAUCCCAAUACCUUCAGUGGAACGUCAUUGCACAUAUUUCCUAAAAAGAGCUUAGAUACAGUACCUACAGAUUUUUGGCAGAAAAAAGACGAUUUGCUGUGUACUGAAAGCGAUCCUGAAUUUAUAGCUGCUAAAUAACACUCAUAAAAGAGUUUGGAAAAAUGAACAAGAAUGUGGCACUUCUGCGCCAGUUGGCCAAUGAAAUACGCCGUACAUCCUCGAAGAAGAACACAAAAGAUAAUUUGGUAAUGCAAUAUAUUGUAGAACAGAACCGUGCACAUAAGCCAACAUCAGAGGUUCUCUGCAAAGCUCGUGAAGAACUGCAAACUCUAGCUCAGAAUUACUUAUGUUAUCUUCAUUCUCUCAGAAAAUAUCAAGAAAUAAGCAGCUUUUACGGUGGAAAGGGAGAACGAAGCGUUAAGGAAACUGCUAACCUUGUUGGAUUUAAGCUUCCACAUGAUCCAUAUUAAGAAUAUGAUACAAGUUAUCAAUAGUUAUUUAUUUAUUUAUUUAUUAAACCAAGAACUUUUAUUUUAAAUAAAUUAUAAAAUUAAAAAUAAAUAGUAUCUUCUUUA